AUGAGUAGAAAGGAAAACAUGGGAGGAACGUUGUCGGCAUCGGAAAUAAUGGCAGAAGAAAUAAUUAAAGGAUUCGGUCCAAUUUCAUUUCAAACGGAUCAAUUGAAAAAAAAAAAUGUUAUUUAUACAGCGUCUCAGUGUCCGAUGAAAAAUGUACAACCUAAAAAAUUUAUAUCCGAAUGUCCGGUGUCGUUUGGUUCGGAUUUUAAUUAUGAAAAUAUGAUGGAAUCUCCGAAUCAAUCUCCAGCACCGGAUCAACCGUUUCCCUUAUCAACCGAUAGAGAAGUAUCCUCCAUACCGAAAUCAGAUGGAUCGUUUUGGGUUUACCCGAGUCAGCAAAUGUUUUGGAAUGCAAUGUUGAGAAAAGGAUGGAGAUGGAAAGAGGAUGACAUAAGGCAAAAAGACAUGGAUGACAUAAUUAAAAUUCACAAUGCAAAUAACGAAUCAGCUUGGCAAGAAGUUUUAAAAUGGGAAGCAUUGCAUGCGAAAGAAUGCAACAAUCCAAAAUUGAAAAGUUUCGGUGGUAAAGCGACAAAUUAUUCGCCAAGAGCUAGAAUCAGGCAUUUGAUGGGAUAUGAAUAUCCAUUCGACAGACACGAUUGGAUCAUCGACAGAUGCGGUAAAGAAGUCAGAUACAUAAUCGAUUAUUACGAUGGUGGACUCGUUGAUAAAAAUUAUAAAUUUGCUUUGUUGGAUGUUCGACCAGCUAUGGACUCAUUUGAAAACAUUUGGGAUAGAAUGAAGGUCGCUUAUUGGAGGUGGGUUUAUUCUAGAAAUGAAGACAAAGAAGAAUUUCAAUCAUAA
Pediculus humanus corporis (human body louse) is the source of this 804-nucleotide messenger RNA. Its product is annotated as Cytochrome C-type heme lyase, putative. The record is from RefSeq and is a predicted model, not a curated record. Gene Ontology annotation, biological process: cytochrome c-heme linkage. Gene Ontology annotation, molecular function: holocytochrome-c synthase activity. Gene Ontology annotation, cellular component: mitochondrion. Lineage: Eukaryota; Metazoa; Arthropoda; Insecta; Psocodea; Pediculidae. Bases 1 to 804 code for a protein of 267 amino acids. The transcript has 5 exons.